CAAUUAAUAAAUUCCAAAUGGAUCGUUCAGUUUUAGUUGCUUUUCUUCUUUUAUCAUUUCUUCUAGCCACAGAGAUGGGGCCUAUGUCAGCGGAGGCUAAAACAUGCGAGGUUGAAAGCGGUAAAUUCAAGGGGAUGUGCAUGAGUUCUACCAACUGUGCUAGUGUUUGCAAAUCAGAGCCUGGUUUUGAUGGUGGACAUUGCCAAGGCUUUCGUCGCCGAUGCUUGUGCACUAAGCCUUGUUAGAUCAACAAUCUAUUAUAUUUCAUUGUCACGAAGAUUGCCUUUUUUUACUUAUCAUGCAUUAUAUGCUUGAGAGUUGAGAGAAAUAAGACAUCUCGAACAUGUUUUGUA
Gossypium raimondii (Peruvian cotton) is the source of this 353-nucleotide messenger RNA. RefSeq names its product defensin Ec-AMP-D1-like. The record is from RefSeq and is a predicted model, not a curated record. Gene Ontology annotation, biological process: defense response. Bases 18 to 245 code for a protein of 75 amino acids. Lineage: Eukaryota; Viridiplantae; Streptophyta; Magnoliopsida; Malvales; Malvaceae. The transcript has 2 exons.